Molecule: messenger RNA, 1114 nt
Organism: Otolemur garnettii (small-eared galago)
Lineage: Eukaryota; Metazoa; Chordata; Mammalia; Primates; Galagidae
Product: pantothenate kinase 1
Exons: 1
Coding region: 38-1114 (358 amino acids)
Biological process (GO): coenzyme A biosynthetic process
Cellular component (GO): nucleus; cytosol
Molecular function (GO): ATP binding; pantothenate kinase activity
Source: RefSeq, a predicted model, not a curated record
AAAGUGUCUGGAUUUUAGAGCGUUCCCGUGGUUCGGCAUGGACAUUGGUGGAACACUGGUUAAGUUGGUCUACUUUGAACCAAAGGAUAUUACAGCCGAAGAGGAACAAGAGGAGGUAGAGAACCUGAAGAGCAUCCGGAAGUAUCUGACUUCUAACACUGCUUAUGGGAAAACCGGGAUCCGGGACGUCCACCUGGAACUGAAAAACUUGACCAUGUGUGGGCGCAAAGGGAACCUCCACUUCAUCCGCUUCCCCAGCUGUGCCAUGCACAGGUUCAUUCAGAUGGGCAGCGAGAAUAACUUUUCCAGCCUUCACACCACCCUCUGUGCCACGGGAGGUGGGGCUUUCAAGUUUGAAGAGGACUUCAGAAUGAUUGCUGACCUGCAGCUGCAUAAACUGGAUGAACUGGACUGUCUGAUUCAGGGCCUGCUUUACGUCGACUCUGUUGGCUUCAAUGGCAAGCCGGAACGUUACUAUUUUGAAAAUCCCACAAAUCCUGAAUUGUGUCAAAAAAAGCCGUACUGCCUUGAUAAUCCAUACCCUAUGUUACUGGUUAACAUGGGCUCAGGUGUCAGCAUUCUAGCAGUGUACUCCAAGGACAACUAUAAAAGAGUUACAGGGACCAGACUUGGAGGUGGAACAUUCCUAGGCCUAUGUUGCUUGCUGACUGGUUGUGAGACCUUUGAAGAAGCUCUGGAAAUGGCAGCUAAAGGCGACAGCACCAAUGUUGAUAAGCUGGUGAAGGACAUUUACGGAGGAGACUAUGAACGAUUUGGCCUUCAAGGAUCUGCUGUAGCAUCAAGCUUUGGCAACAUGAUGAGUAAAGAAAAGCGAGAUUCCAUCAGCAAGGAAGACCUUGCCCGGGCCACAUUGGUCACCAUCACCAACAACAUUGGCUCCAUUGCUCGGAUGUGUGCAUUGAAUGAGAAUAUAGAUAGAGUUGUGUUUGUUGGGAAUUUUCUCAGAAUCAAUAUGGUCUCCAUGAAGCUCCUAGCAUAUGCCAUGGAUUUCUGGUCCAAAGGACAGCUAAAAGCUCUGUUUUUGGAACAUGAGGGUUAUUUUGGAGCUGUUGGGGCACUGUUGGAACUGUUCAAAAUGACUGAUGACCAGUAG